GCCAACAGUGGGAGUACGUAAACCAACUUGUUACUCGCUCUCUCUCUUUUCUUUAUUUUUUCCAUUUAUAAUUACAACACAAUUCUUCUCUCUCUCAAAUAAUUUUCGAUCUCAAUUCCUAAAAAAUCUCAAUUAUAGGAAAAAAAUCCAACCCUAAAAUCCUCACUCUCUCUUUGCCUUCCCACACGGUGAAUUUUGUUGAAAUAAUACAAGAGAUGAGCAAAGAACACCCGCCUGAGCCACUCGAUUUCUUCAUUUGGACUGUUGAGGAUGUUGGUAUGUGGUUGGAAGAGAUAAAUCUUGGUAGCUACCGCCAGAUUUUCAAAGAAAAUGGUGUCAAUGGGGAAUACUUAGAAGGCAUGUCUAUGUUCACAACUGAACAGAUUCUUCGCUUUAUAAGGCGAUGCCAUAUGAAGUGGGGAGACUUCAUCACACUAUGCAAGGAACUCAGACGAAUAAAAGUGGCUUGCCUAAAAGGAGAGCAAAAAGUUCGCAGGCCAUGGUGGGCUCCUUCUUGCCUUUCAGCAGUCUUUGUGAAGGUGGCAAAGCGCAACAGACAGUCACGUGUUGUUUCCUUGAAGCUGGAAGCAUGAUUGCAAAAUAUGAUUUUAUGUACGUAUAUGUAGUUUUUCUUCUUGUUGAGGGAGCAAAAAGUAGGGAAAAACUAAACUUUUUUUCUUAAAUCUCUCAAGGUGUUGCUGAUAGUUCUUCCUUCAAGAACUCUUUUACAUAUACAAGCCUUUUUUUUAAUAU
Molecule: messenger RNA, 753 nt
Organism: Durio zibethinus
Lineage: Eukaryota; Viridiplantae; Streptophyta; Magnoliopsida; Malvales; Malvaceae
Molecular function (GO): protein binding
Source: RefSeq, a predicted model, not a curated record